CAUGUAUUGGGGCGUGCGAUGCUAUAAUCAGAGGAUUUUGUGGACAAAAUAGAGUCUUGGAGGGCAAUGAUUGCCUUACUAGGGUUGGUGACUUUAUGCUCAAUUACACAUCUUAUAUUAGGUUGGUGGAUGGUUUGUGUUUGAUGGGGUACUUGUAUGAGGCUCUUCAUGUGUUUGACGUGAUGAUGGAUCGAGGGGUCCCACCAACAGUUCACUUGUACAAAUUGUUAAUCUUUGAGUUUUGCAAGCGAGGAUGGGUUGAGGUGGCUGAGAAGUUGAGUGUGGGAAUGGAGUCUUAUGAUCUUUCAAUGGAUAAAGUUAUGUACACUUUCUAAAUUAUGGGCAUUGGAAUAGCAGGAAAAUGAAGACUGCUAUGAGUUUGUUUCUGAGAAUGCUUAAGGUGGGUUGUGAGCCAGAUAACUACACCUAUAAUACAUUGAUUCAUGGGUUUGUGCACUUGGGUUUGUUUGACAAAGCUUGGUUGUUGUAUAAGAAGAAGGUGAAUUGUGGAUUGAAGCCUAACAUGGUAACUUACCAAAUCAUGAUUAGCAAAUACUGCAAGGACAAGAAAGUUGAUUGUAACACCGUCUAUCUCCUGAUGCUGGGCAGUGGGAUUAUUCCUGACCAUGUGCUUUUCUUUACCCUUGCCAAGAAUCAUCCAAAAGGGGAUGAGGUGCAUGUAUCCCUUACAAUUUUGCAGGCAAUUGACACAAGGGCAUACGAGAUUGAACUUUCAAUUAUUCCUAGCUACAUGGAACAUAAAUGUGCAGACAAUAUGAUGCUUGAAACUGAGUGUCUGCUGGAGGACAUUGCCAGAAGCCAGUCUUGCUUAGCUGAUACUGCAUUUUGUAUCUACAUGAUUGCAUUGUGUAUGGGCGGGAAACUUGACUCUGCUUUUCUCUGUAUAGAUAAGAUGGCGAGUCCAGGUCUCUUGCCUUUACUUUCUGCAUAUAAUUCCUUGAUAAAAGCAGAGUCAAAUUUCCCACCCAUAGAAUGCAAAGAUAGGGAGUGCAACCUAAGCAGGUGACUUUCACGAUCCUGAUUGAUGGCCAUAUCCAGUUUGGGGAACUAAUCUUGCUGUUGGCUUGUUUAAUAAAACGAAUGCUAGUGGUUUUGAUCCAGAUCAGUUACUGUAUAACAAUUUAAAAAGAGGCCUUAUUAAGGCUAGAAGGCUAUUUGAUGCAUUAUCACUAUCACAUACAAUGCAGAAAAGAGGGUUUUUACCUUUGAAAUUGAUAUACGAAAUUUGCUUAGUUGGUUUUGUGCUAAUCAAUCUAGUGUUAAUGCAUUGAGGAUGUGUGAAAGAUAUGCUUGCUCAUGGUUAUAUUCCUUGCAAUUAUAACCUUCACUGGUUGAUUUCCAUUUUACACAAAGAUAACAAGUGGGACGAAGCUUCUAUUGUGCAUUAUUUGAUGCUCAAGAAAAGAAAAUUUGGAAGCAAUCGUAUCCAGAGGUUUAUGAAUAGGCUUCCUGGACAAAUGAAUAGUGAGAAAGCUGGGGUUUAGUUCACUAUUGCUGUCAUCAUUGUGCUUGCUGAUUAUGUGCAGGUUAUUGAACACGGAGCAAUACCUUCAGAAGUUAAUCACUUAGUGUCUUCUGGUAUUUAGACUUCACAUUGCUUUACUUUGUGAUUGUUCUGUCUAAUCAAUUUAUAGUCUUUAUAGGUGUGCCUGUAAUCAUUAUUUAGCAUGAAGACCAGGUGCAUGCUACCAACUAUUCUUUAUUGUUUUCUUCAGAUGAAUGCUCAGGUUUUGACCUUGUAAAUAUGUGAUGUAUAACUAGUUAGCGUUUAAAUAUUCUGUAUGUCAUACAAUUGUUGAAAUAGAAAAUAUCUGUAGUCUUCCAAUUGUUGAAAUAGAAAAUAUUAUUCCCAUGUUUUCAGAUGGUGUUGGAGAGCUUCUUACAAAUAUCUGGGAAUUGAAUUGUUUUUCUGGGCUGCAUUGUUUCGUAAUAUCGUUCUUCAAGUUUUUUUGUCUUUUUGUUUUUUUUUUUUUUAAUCUUUCGGCCUUCAUUGCUAAUCGUGAACUUGAAAUGUUUUGAGCACAGAAAUUAUGUUUUUAUUCCUUUCUUUCUUUCUUUCUUUCUUUCUUUCUAUUUUCAUCUGGUCUUUAUCAUGUCUGAUGUAACCCAGAUAUUACCAUAUUCAACCAGGCUAUCUUUUGAAUGGAAAAAGUUUGAACUUUUGUAAAAAGGGAAGGGCAAAUUGAGUCAUCUCCUUGGAACUGUAAGGCUGGGAUGAAGAUGAUUCUAUGGUGAUGUCAUGUUUGUUGGACGCUAUGAUGCCUGAAGCAAGUGAUUCUUGUAUGUUUUUGGAGACAUCGAAGGACAUGUGGGAGACCUGCAAAAAAUCUAUUAAAAGGUUCAUGAUUCUGCUCAAAUCUAUUGAGACCAGAAUUUCAACUAUUAAGCAAGGUCAUCAGUCAAUUACUAAAUCUAUGGCAAGAUCUAGAUCAAUAUCAGUGAAUUAAGAUGAAAUGUGCUGAUAACAUUGUCUCUUGUAUAGAAUUUGUGCAUGUAGAUAUCUUUACUGCAUCAUAUGUAUUAAUUUCUGCAGGCUAUAGAAGACCCUUUUUAGGCUACAACUCAUUAAAACAACUUUAUUUUUUGUGGGUUGUGCUUUUAGACUGUGGAUCUUGUAUUUUAGAAUAUAAAAU
Messenger RNA from Olea europaea var. sylvestris, 2654 nucleotides. Its product is annotated as pentatricopeptide repeat-containing protein At5g62370-like. Gene Ontology annotation, molecular function: protein binding. Lineage: Eukaryota; Viridiplantae; Streptophyta; Magnoliopsida; Lamiales; Oleaceae. The record is from RefSeq and is a predicted model, not a curated record. Bases 362 to 1027 code for a protein of 221 amino acids. The transcript has 2 exons.